AUGCCGCCUACCAGAAGAUCCUCCCGUCGUGACAACGACGAUCCCCGUCGAAAUAGCCAAAAUCAGCCUAUAGAUGAAGUGGAAUUCCAAAACGUUUUCCUAUUCCUCUUCGGCGUCUAUGCCUUUGCGGCUGUCCUCAGCCGCAAUGCAGUCCCGAGAGCUGCCAAUUCUGACGUAAAUAUUUCGGUAUAUCGCUCUCGCGCCAAUAACAGAGUAGAUCGAACCGCUAGACCGGCUGCUAGAGCAAUCCCCCCCGCUCCAGCUGUUAGAGCAGGUCCCUUAGCUCCUGCUGCCAGAGCAGGUCCCUUAGCUCCUGCUGCCAGAGCAAUCCCCCCCGCUCCAGCUGUUAGAGCAGGUCCCUUAGCUCCUGCUGCCAGAGCAGGUCCCUUAGCUCCUGCUGCCAGAGCAGGUCCCUUAGCUCCUGCUGCCAGAGCAGGUCCCUUAGCUCCUGCUGCCAGAGCAGGUCCCUUAGCUCCUGCUGCCAGAGCAGGUCCCUUAGCUCCUGCUGCCAGAGCAGCCCCCUCCACCGCACCUGUCAGGGCAGUCCCCCCCGCCCUACCCGCCAGAGCAGGUCCCUUAGCUCCUGCUGCCAGAGCAGGUCCCUUAGCUCCUGCUGCCAGAGCAGCCCCCUCCACCGCACCUGUCAGGGCAGUCCCCCCCGCCCUACCCGCCAGAGCAGCGGCCCCAAACCAGCCGCGACCCCUCCCCCAAAUUCCACAAAAUCCUGCUCCCAGAGAUCGCGACGCCGCCCAUCACCAGAGGCAGAACUACGACCCCAACGAGAUCAUCCACGAGCUGGGAGGGUUCAACCGCGGGACCUUAGACCAUGCCGAAGAGGUCCGAAGCCGCGGAGUAGCGCAGGGCUCGCUUACCCUCAUGCAUGAUGUACUCUGCGCGCUGCAUGGCAUUCCCAACGAUAUGAACGAGAUCCACAAUCGCGAGAUUGUCGAGGUUGGGGAUCACGAAGAGAAUGCGGUUGCACUGGUUCCGCAAGGGCAGAGAGCUCGCCCGGGCGUGGCCCCUCAUGGUGCUGUUGGUGGGGCGGGAGAGAAUUGGUUUCAGGUCGAUGAGCCUGGUUGUUAUCCUGCUCAUAUGGAUAGGAUGGGUCCCCAAUUCGCACCUUUCCGUCAGGGAUUAGGGCCUGCGCCCCCUCGACAGGCCCGGCCUCCAGCUCCCGGUCAGCCGCUCGGUAAUGGUAUCUUAGAUGUAGUCGUUAUGAAUGCGGACGGUGAAUCGGAUCCCAAUUUUGCCGGCGUAAACGCUGGUCGGAUUAUACCUGCGGAUGACAACGGUCCGAAUCUUGCGCCAUAUGAGAUUGGUGAUUAUAGUGAAAUAAUUUUUACGGAUGGAGAAGAAGAAGACGAGGAUUGGGAUUCCGUCAUCAUCACUGGGAACGUGAAUGAGAUCAUCGAGAUCUCAGAUGAUGAAGGGGCUCCAGUUGCAAACAACAACACCCAAGGUGUCCGCGGUAGGGAAGUUGCCCCGCCACGCAGCACCAAAAGAAACCGAAGUAGCUCAGGAUCUCCAUCUUCCAGAGCCACCAAGAGGUCUCGCAUCGACAACUCACCCCCACCUCCAAGACGUGGCGGAUCCCGUCGUCCAUCCCCGCGAAACCGCUCUCCACGUGCUGGUGCUGCGCCUGCUCCAAGGGCUCCGUCUGGCCUUCCCUCGCCUCCCGAGAGCCAGGCCCUCACGCGCCGCCAGGGAGCCCAAGCCGGUCUUCCCGAGAAUGCGGUGGCUCGGCCCUAUGCACGCCCCGCCCGUUUCAUGAACUAUGUCCCAGAGGAUGUGGGCAAUGUCCGUGAUUCUUUUGACCCGCUGUAUGGGCCCGUGAGGGACUUUAAUACUAUGACGGACCUGGAGAAGACAUACCUUGCACUCGAUUACUGCUCGGGGACGCAUUCGAGAUACGGUCCCAUGACGGAGAUUAACUAUCGGCUUGGUCUUUCGAGGGAUAUGUCGUACUGCUUUUCGCUGCAGGUUGUUGCGUACCGGAAUGGGGAUGUGGAGACUUGUAAGAACGCGGUUGAGUUUUUCAAGUGCCAUCCGCUCCAUAUGGCGGGAUCGACGAAGAUGUCCCAUUGCAUUGCGACCUCCCAACUGCCACGAAAACCCCCGCGCGUGUACUCCGACGAGGAACUCCGCAAAUGCUGCAGAACGAUCCGGGAAGAGCGCGAGCUCAUCCGCGAGCCCUCCACCCCCGGCUACGCCGGCAGCGAAUACCCGCGCCCCCACAGCGUGCUCAGAUAUAAGGUUACCAAAUACUCCCAAAUGGACAAGUGGGAGUUCCAGCUCUGGAACGCCGAGGCUGCGGGGCCAACAAUCUUUUCGCUCCGCUCAGCGUACAAGGCUGCCACCUACGGUGACUGCUUGUUGACGGCGAGGCUCUCGUAUGAGGGGAAGGAAAUUGCCCAGUGCUCUAUGUCGGCGCUGGAGGAUAGACAGCGUGGUUUUGUGCAUGAGGAUGGUGUGGCAAUGAGUCCGCAUUCGUAUGGGAGCCUGAUGAGUAUUGGUCGGGAUCUUCCGAAGUAG
Molecule: messenger RNA, 2532 nt
Organism: Morchella sextelata
Lineage: Eukaryota; Fungi; Ascomycota; Pezizomycetes; Pezizales; Morchellaceae
Exons: 5
Coding region: 1-2532 (843 amino acids)
Source: RefSeq, a predicted model, not a curated record